This is a messenger RNA of Triticum turgidum subsp. durum (durum wheat), 1326 nucleotides long. Lineage: Eukaryota; Viridiplantae; Streptophyta; Magnoliopsida; Poales; Poaceae. The record is from the annotation of a GenBank genome assembly.
AUGGCAGAGAAGAAGGGAAAUAUCUUGAUGGAGAGAUAUGAGAUGGGAAGACUGCUGGGGCAAGGGAGCUUUGCUAAAGUUUACUAUGGUCGUAAUCUCAAGACUUCACAGAGCGUUGCCAUCAAGGUGAUUGACAAAGAGAAGAUAUUCAAGUGCGGGCUUAUGGAUCAAGUAAGGCGAGAGAUAUCUGUAAUGAAGUUGGUGAAACAUCCAAACAUUGUCCAAUUGUAUGAGGUGAUGGCCACCAAAACCAAGAUAUUUUUUGUGCUGGAGUAUGUGAAGGGGGGCGAGCUGUUCAACAAGGUCCAACGAGGAAGGCUGAAAGAAGAUGUUGCUCGCAAGUACUUCCAACAGCUCAAUAGUGCAGUUGACUUCUGCCACAGCCGAGGCGUCUAUCACCGUGAUUUGAAGCCUGAAAAUCUUCUUCUUGAUGAGAACCGCAAUUUAAAGAUCUCUGACUUUGGUUUGAGUGCACUUGCAGAAUGCAAGAGACAAGAUGGGCUGCUUCACACAACUUGUGGUACCCCUGCAUAUGUUGCUCCGGAACUGAUUAGUAAGAAAGGAUAUGAUGGUGCAAAAGCUGACAUCUGGGCUUGUGGAGUCAUCUUGUAUGUAUUGUUGGCUGGUUAUCUCCCUUUUCAGGACAAGAAUUUGAUGGACAUGUAUAAGAAGAUUUACAAAGCAGAGCUCAAAUGGCCAAGCUGGUUUUCUUCAGAUGCCCGGAGGCUUCUGAGACGUAUUCUUGAUCCGAACCCUGGUACACGGAUCUCCUUUUCAGAGAUCUUGGAAAAUUCUUGGUUCCGGACAGGCCUUGACAAGGGACUGAUUACCUAUAACACACGAACGGAGGGCAUUGUUGCUGUUGACAUGGAUCCGACUUGUGAUCCGUUCAGUAGCUGUACGACCGAGACAAUACAAGAAGCAACAGAGCUCACUAACUUGAAUGCUUUUGACAUCAUUUCUCUUUCUUCUGGGUUUGAUCUCUCUGGCAUGUUUGAGGAUAAGUCCAACAAAGAGUCAAAAUUCACAUCUACCAACACAGCUGCAACAAUCAUCACAAAGCUUGAAGACAUUGCAAAGCGCUUGCGGCUAAGACUCAUUAAGAGAGACGGUGGGUUGUUGAAGAUGCAGAGCUCGCAACCAGGAAGGAAAGGCGUAAUGUCCAUAGAUACCGAGAUAUUUCAGAUUGCACCAAAUUUUCAUCUGGUGGAAAUCAGGAAGACCAAUGGUGAUACUCUCGAGUAUCAGAAGGUUGAACAUGAUAUGAGACCGGCUUUGAAAGACAUUGUUUGGGCUUGGAAAGGUGAACUACAUAAGCACGUGUAG